Teleopsis dalmanni is the source of this 858-nucleotide messenger RNA. RefSeq names its product putative nuclease HARBI1. The transcript is spliced from 5 exons. Lineage: Eukaryota; Metazoa; Arthropoda; Insecta; Diptera; Diopsidae. The record is from RefSeq and is a predicted model, not a curated record. The coding region runs from base 362 to 685 and encodes 107 amino acids.
AGAAAAUGUUUGCAAAAUUUUACAGACCCCUUGACUAUAUCUGAUGCGCGUUUUAUUGAAAUAUUUUGUCUUUCGAAAUAUUUAUGUAAGAUUUUUAUUUCCGAAAUAACUCCAUAUAUUGUACCAAGAAGUCGAUCAGAUGGAAUUUCGAGGGAAAUACGUGUACUUGUUGGUUUGCGCUUUUUUGCUCAAGGAUGUUAUCAGCGUUCUGUGGGCAAAAGCUUUUUAUUAAAUGUGUUUCAGGCUGUUGUAAGUAGAUGCGUUAAGGAGAUUGCCAAUAUAAUGAAUCUUCAUUUUGUAGUAAAAUACAUAAAAUGGCCCAGAACAUUUUACGAAUUAUGCGCUAUAAAAGAAAAAUUUUAUGAAGAGUUUCGGUUUCCAGGGGGUAAUUGGUGCAAUUGAUUGUACUCAUAUAAAAAUUAAAACCCCUAACUCAGAUAUUGAGCAUGUAUAUGUCUGCAGAAAAGGAGGAUAUUCGCUAAAUGUUCAAGUGGUGUGCGAUUAUAAUCUAAAAAUAUUAGAUUGUAAUGCUCGCUUCGGCGGCACUGCACAUGACGCAUCCAUAGGGAUAGCCAGCGCCUUAAGAGUGCUUCUUAUUCGAAACUACGAAAAUGGGGAUCGAAAUUUCCGGUUAAUAGGAGAUAGCGGUUAUCUCCUCUUGCCGUUUUUGAUGACACCUGCUUGAGGAAAUAAUUUGUCGACGGCACAUAAUAAUUAUAAUGUGCAACAUCAAAAGGCGAAAAAUUGCAUUGAGCGUUGUUUCGGAUUAUUAAAAAGAAGAUUUCGUUACCUUAGCAGCGAAAGAAUUUUAAAUUCAGGUAUAAACCUGAAACACUUGCAUUUCAUUUGCAAUUUGUU